AUGGCCGCCACCAAAGCCAUUAUGUCCAUGCGGCAGUGGGCGUUCCUCGAGCUCGGCAGCGCCAGCGCGCUGCACUUCGUGGCUAUGGCGAGCCAGAACGACCUUGACGCGAACAUGGAGUACAUCCGGCUGGCGGACUCCUUCGUCGAGGUUCCCGCUGGGAAGAAUACGUUCAACUACGCGAACGUCGAGCUGAUCGUCGACAUAGCCCGGAAGCAGGAGGUGGACGCCGUCUGGCCUGGGUGGGGCCACGCGAGCGAGAACCCAGCGCUCCCGAGGGCUCUGGCAGAAGCAGGCAUCGCGUUCCUGGGCCCCACCGCGCCCGUGAUGCACGCGCUCGGCGACAAGAUCGCGUCGACAAUCCUCGCCCAGUCCUCUGGGGUGCCCUGCAUCCCGUGGAACGGCGAGGGGAUCACCGCGACGAUCCAGAGCGACGGCAGCAUCCCACAGGAGCCCUUCGAGAGGGCAUGCCUGCAGUCCCUGCAGGAGGCCCGCGACCACGUCCGCCGCAUCGGCUACCCCGUGGUGCUGAAGGCAUCGGAGGGGGGAGGCGGCAAGGGCAUCCGGAAGUGCACCAACGACGAGGAGCUCCAGCUGGGCUGGGAGCAGGUCGAGGGUCGAGGGUCGAGGGUCGGGGGUCGGGGGUCGAGGAGGAGGGGCCCCGAGAUCCUGACGCCUCAACGAUUGCGAGCCGGGCGAUUGCGACCGCUCUCGGGCCACGGGACCCUGACAUAUUGA
Prorocentrum cordatum is the source of this 738-nucleotide messenger RNA. Lineage: Eukaryota; Dinophyceae; Prorocentrales; Prorocentraceae. The record is from the annotation of a GenBank genome assembly.